This is a messenger RNA of Echinostoma caproni, 468 nucleotides long. The record is from the annotation of a GenBank genome assembly. Lineage: Eukaryota; Metazoa; Platyhelminthes; Trematoda; Plagiorchiida; Echinostomatidae.
AUGACAAACCUGGAUCACUUACAACGCUGUUUGAAACGUUACGAAAUCGAACGAUACGAGGCCGGCCAGGCAGUGCGUCGAAUCGAGGAUCGAUUGAAAGAGCUUCGGGAUCGAACUUCCGACCUACUGUCCAGUUCUGUCAACACGCCGAACCGGGACAAUUUCAACAUGCCUUUCGAUACCGAAUGGAUUUCCAACUGGAAUGAUCAGACUAUGAAUGAGACGAAUCCGGUGACUCGACAAAUCCCGCAGCGGCAGGGAUUUGAUCGAUCAGUGAAAUUUCGACUAUUAUUUAGUACUGAGUACAAGAACCUACUUCACAUUGACCUCCUGAGCAAUCUUCAACGUCACCUGAUGGACGAAGGAUUUAUCUCGUGGAUAAAUCCGGAGCACUUCAGUGGAUUUACUCAUGGAGUCCUGGAUUCGCUGCUCGGAUACAUAGAAGAUAUCAGUCCGCAAAAAGUCUAA